This is a messenger RNA of Parnassius apollo (apollo), 3093 nucleotides long. The record is from the annotation of a GenBank genome assembly. NCBI's taxonomy places the organism in Eukaryota, Metazoa, Arthropoda, Insecta, Lepidoptera, Papilionidae.
AUGCGAACUAAACGCCCAAGGUCCAGCAGCGCGUGGGUGGCGAAGCGCUGGUACUCCACCCCACGAGCUUCUCCUACGACUGACUUGCGUCACCAGUCUCCACAAGCUACAACUGCUGGCACACCAUCAGCUUAUACAUCCGCCGCCCUCCCAGAACCCACUAUAGCACGCUUUGUUAAACUCAGACUAUCGGGUCCUCAUCCUCCAGCGAGCGACAGUGAUCAGGUAGCACUGAUGGCCGUUAACGUUCUUGGUGAUGAAAUAGAUGAAGUUGGAAAUACCACGCCUGUAACCCCAAAAUCCGAGCCAACCUUUUCUCCAUACGAUGACCUGGCUUUCGUUAUGUAUGUUGACAACGAGAUAGCCGAUCUGGUUAGGAGUUUGGAUGAAAAGAAAAAGACUGCUGUAUCUGAGGAGCGAUUUGAAUACGCACGACGUCUGAAAUCCGCCGCAUCUGCUCUCGCUGCUGCUGGUAUACGGAUCGGUCGCUGGAGGCUACGAAAAAGAACUGCUGCGGCAAGAGAUGACUUCGAGUUGGCAAGGAGGAUGCGAGACAGAAUUGCAGACGCGUUGACUGGCGUUAAAGAAGACCCACAGCUAUGCAGACUCUUCGAAGAGGAUGGGCCGGAUUCGCGCAACGACUCGUCGAUGCCUCAAGCCUACGACUUCUCCCACCAUUUAUCACCAUCAGUGGUUGCCGGCUCCCUCAGUAUGGACAUACCAUCACCUGUACCACCGAUAGACAACGAGGUCGAACCACCGGAACAGGAGUUCGUAAACGGCGUAGAGGAUGAAGAAGUUGAUAAUGUUCCUAGCACACCAUUGAAAACAAGUCAAGAAGAUAUACCGACGCAAAUCGCUCAACCCCCUCCAGAACACGUAGAGGACAAAACACAUGUUACAAAGAAGGAAGAAGAAGAAUUAAGAAAAGAGACUGACAGUCCUCGUAGAAGCAUUACACCAAAUGCUGCAAAUGGUACAUUAGUUAGACGUAGAAAUAAAAGCGCCGGUCCCAGAUCGACGUUUGAAGCUUACGAAGAAAGACUGUUACCUGCAUUGAGACAUUCACACACGAAUGAGUUUCUUCGAGAGGCGCGGGAAGCCCGUGAGGAGGAGUGCAGUGGGGGCAGUGCUCCCGUCGCCCGAGCUCCACACAGGCUUACUGAACGAGAGAGAAAGCAAGCUGCUUUACCUAUCCUGAUCUUUGGGUAUCCUUUGGUUGAGAAAUUCUACUCGAAGAACUAUUUGGACAAAGAAGAAGGCCUAGCCCGACUGCGUGGGGAACUAACAGCGCCUUCAAACGGCAGCAGCAAGACGUCGCCCAACAAGACAGCGCGCGCCGCAGCAACGCUUCUGCAGAGAGCGCUGCGAGAUAAAGUCUUCUCGGUUUACAGCCAAGCAAACGAGGUCGUCAUCGCGCUGUUUAAGGAGUUUGUUCCGGACAGAGUUUGCGCAGCAGAAGUUGGCCGGUGCAUAGACAAGUUACUGCCGGAGCUGCUUAGAGCAUGUGGUGACCCUGCUCCCAGGAUACACUCAACAGCACAGCACACCGUACUCACUGUGGCCGAAUGCCCGCAAGUUAGGAGUCUCCACAUCAUCCCGCAGCAGUUGGUGCGGCCCGUAGCCGCCUCCAUGCAUCCACGGCUUGCUCUCUCUCGCCUGCAAAUACUCGAGCAGCUCAUACUCAGCCAUGGCAUAUCCACUGAUAAAAACAGCGGUUUAACAGUCCGUCGUCUUGCGGAAUGCGGCGCAGCUGGAGCUCAACAUGCGGCAGGAUCUGUACGGGCUGCGGCAGAGAGAAUACUGCUCGCCGCGUACACCCGCUCACCCAGAGUCGUCAGAGCUCAACUACCUCCAGACGAUGCCGUCACAAGGCGCAACUUGAUCUACAGACAUCUGUUCCAGCAGUUUGAUAGAAUUGAUAUGCAAAAAAUGCUUAACCAGGCACCUACAGAAGAAGAACUCUUGAACGGUGCGGACCAUACGACCGCGGACACUGUCCACGAAACCUCCAGCAUCGCUCAAUCUACAAGAUCAGGCACCACUGCGUCUGGGAUGACGUCAUCAGGAAUGACUUCCUCGCUCAUGAUGUCAUCAAUAGGUGCCACAUCUUCAUACAGCCUGAAGUCAAGCGCCAGUGGGGCCACUUUAGCUCCGUCCAGUUUGAGCGGUAGUUUGACAACUUCAAGAACAAAGAGUAGCCUGAAGAAAUCUCCAACGAAGAAGUAUACCCCCAGUCGGACUGCGAAAGAUUUUUCUAAUUACCCUGGGUAUAACAAGUUAAGGCUGGACAGCGCUGUCAGCCCGAAACAUUCACCAAGAACUACUGCUGUGGGUAACGAAAAGGUACACUUUCAAGAAAACCAAACGGAAGAAGUAAUAUAUCGUCGAAAAAAAUCAGAUUCACCAACUAUUGGCUCGCCAAAAACAACCAAAAACGACCGAAGUCUAGAUUCUCUGCCAAUGGAUUCUCCACAGAUGUCCAGGCAGGAUAUGAGAUCUGAUUCGGACUGCAGGAGCUUGGACUCACCAAAGAUCAAGGCGGAGUUCUUCAAGGAUACAGCAUUGGACUCGCCGAAACUGGUCGCUGGGUUAAGGAACUUGCAUUUAGAGGAGAGCAGCCAGAUGGAUGAAAGUGGCAGAAGACAACAGAUCGCUACUAAUGAGCAGCAAUAUGAAAGUUACGAGGCUGUGGGAGUUGAUGUCAGCACCGAAACCACGCCUGAACCAGUGUGCAACACAACGUGCACGUGGUGUGGACGCCGUGUGCGCUCGACAGCGCUGGAGGUGCACUACUGGCGACGAUGCGUUCUGCUGGCUCGCUGUCCACAUUGCCGCGUAGCGCUUGAAGCGAGGGGACUCCACGCACAUCUGCUAGAAGAGUGUUCGCUCAGUGAGGGCCUGUGGAAGCCAUGUCAGAAGUGCGGUGCAGCGCUCCGUGUCGAUGAGAGCCAAUAUCACGUCAACUGUAUUCCUCUAGGCCUAGACGAGUGGAAAUGCCCAUAUUGCCUAACAAACGUGUUAGCUCGUGAUCUACCCUGGCAGCGCCAUCUGAUGCAGUGUCCCCGAAACCCACGACGUUCACAAACUUAG